ACGGAAGGAGGGGGCGGUGAGAAGCGGAGCUGUGAUGCACCCAGCGGAUCACAUGAGCACGGAUCUGUUUACAAACUGAAGUGGAGCACAGAGACGAGGAAGAAGAGAGGAGCGCCCUGAACGUGAGAGGAACAGACGAGAGAAGAGAGGAGAAGCUGAAUCCGCAUUAGCCGCAGCGUGUCAACCCUCCAGGAAGAGAUGAGGAGCUGCUUUCCACAGCAACAUUACUGAGGCUCACUGACUCACUGACUGACUGACUGCCGGGGGAACCCAUCCAUGUCCCCCCCUUUGUCUCUCCAUAAUUGGCCACGGCAGGUUUUCACAGCCUUGAGAGGAGGACAGCGACGUGGAGGUCUGGAGAAGAGAUGAGAGAGUGACAGAGGAGAGAAAGAAGGAAAAGGAAGAGGCUCAUAACGAUGAUCUGAAGAGGAGAUAAAGCUAAACAGCAGGGAGUCGUGCUCGGACAGGUUUAUUUCCAGAGCGCUGGACUGGAUUUUGAGCUUUUUUCCCUCAUAUUGUCUCUGACGUUGGUGUCUUUUCAUCCACGUCGCCUACAGGAUUGUCUCCAUGCUGAGGAAGGACACAGCUGGGAGUCUAAAUCUCUACUGAGGUGGAUGUUUUGUAGUUAAUAAUCCUUGCUGACUGAUUUCUUGCUCUGUUGAGUUGAGCAGCUGCUUACUGGGCUGAUGUCUGCUUGAAGAACUGGAAUCUCAGGUCUAUUUACUCCAGACCACAAGGAGAUAGCUCUCACCAUCAACUCUCAGGGUCAACUAGUCUGAACUUAAAAGGUAGUGGACAUUAUAUCCACCUCCGAUCCCCUUUUAAACAACUUCACAAAAGUUGUGGAAAUUUGUGAAGCUUUGCCAUCUGACGAGCUGCAUUUAAUGCAUCCUGUCAAAUGGUGUAACGGGUGUCUGUGUGACCUUGGAUUGGAGAACUCCAAACUCCACUGCAAGAUGACGUCCGAGGAUCUCUUCAACCUGCCGCUCAACAUCUACAUCAUCAUCCUGGGCAUUGGCCUCUUCAUCCUCAUGCUCAGCCUCUUCUUCUGCUGCUACCUCUUCAGAUUGAGGCGACAAGGUGCUCGAGAACAGUAUGGCUACAGUGAGGUUGUUUUGAAAGGAGCGGAGAAGAAACUGAGCCUUCUUGGUCAAACAUGUGCGGUGUGUUUAGAAGAGUUUCGCAGUAAGGACGAGCUCGGGGUGUGCCCUUGUUCACAUGCUUUUCACAAGAAGUGUCUGCUAAAAUGGUUAGAAAUCCGCAGCGUCUGUCCCAUGUGCAACAAGUCCAUUUGUCGCCUCCAGCCGGACCCCCCACAAGCAUCCGAGCGACAACAAAGUCUCCUGGAGGUCUGAGAGUGAAACGCAUGUCCAGCAGUACCUCACGUUCUCCACUAAAUAGUCAUCUGUCACUAUAGAAGGUCCUGUUUCACUGUCCAACAGACUGUAUUAAUAGUAAAGCAUUUUGAGGCAGAGCUACUGUGGGAGAAGAAAUUGUAUUAACUGGACAUACGGAGCCAAAGAACCUAACAAGCAAACUGAGACAUAUACAGUUGUGUUAGAGACUUUCCACCAAUUAAUGGAUUAACGCAAACUAGAAAGCUGCAGAUACUUUCCAUUAAAGUACCCGAGCUAGGCUGUGUGGAUGCACAAGUGCCUUAAAGCUGCAGAUCCUGCGAACGACCCUAAAUCAAUUUCAGACUGGGUUGUUGGUUGUGAGCUAGCUAAUCCCAGUUAUUCUGUACGUGAGUAUUGGUGGAUUUGAAAACUCUUUAAUUGCGAGUACAAUGACUUGAGAAGAUCUGUGUUUGCUCAACUGCCAGGUUUUGCCCUUUUAAUUGAGUUACUGAUUUAACCUUUUAAUCUGGUAAAAUUCCCAGUCAUCCAGGUCGUGUUUAUCCAAGAACUUUUUAAUGGUGUGCAACCGGGCUUGGUUGUAGAUACUAAUAGAGUAUUGAUGAAGAUCUCUCAUCCAACAAGCUUUUUCAGUUACAGCUGACUGUUGAGGAGCCCCAGGUAUUUAACUACAGCGGGCUCAGUAUGAAUUGAUGUGACUUGGUCAGUUGGUGCCCCUGGCUGUUGUAACGACAGUUGUUAGAUGUUGGAGUCACAUGAGACCAAGUGUAAACAACCAUCGUCUUUGCAGUCACCUGAGGCUUGAAAUGUGAAUGUUGGUUAAAUUAGCUGUAAAGGGAGGAGGAAUGCAUUGUAGGCGUUGGAUGAGAGGUGUCAUGGACCUCCUCCUCUGUUGGACGGUGGUUUCUCUAAUUUGACGUAGAUGGCCUCCUUCACUCCUGUUUCAAAUCACCUGUCCUUCCUUUCUAAAAUAUGUGUGAUUGUUAUCAUUGGAGGUGUGUCCCUUAUCUUUAGGUGUAAGUAAACACACAAAGUGUGUGCUCCUGUGUUGAGCGAUGCAUUUGUUUAUUGGUUGGUUAGUUUCAUCCCUAUGUGCAUUCCUCACUGCGUUGGACAGCAGACACUAGAUUUCUUUUCCGGGUGUGUGGUCUUUUGGAUGUACCAGUUCAUGUCCUAGUGCUUUGCUGGGUUUGAAAAACACAGGGAUGCAGUACUUGUUGAAGAUCAGUGUCUCAAAUACUCCAGACAUGUAAAAGAUGACUGUUAAGUUGACACAUUAUCAGCUUGGUUCUAUCUUGUGUUCCAGUGGAGCUGGAGGAACUUUCUACAGGAACUAGGAAACUUUGCAGAUACUGCAGUGGAACCUUUCCAAAGUCCCUUAACUGGAAGGAGUAAUUUAGAAAAGUAUAGAAACCUUUGGGCUGGGGUUUGCAAUUUUGAAGAGUCCUGAUUGGUCGAGUAUUCAUGCGAGAGCUUGUAAAAUACUGAUUUAUGAAUUGAGCAUUCGAGGUGUUUUCAAUGCCCCUUUUUACAGCGCUCUUGUCUCUUCAAGCAUUAAAUUAAGAUUUACAGCAGCAUGGCUUUAAUCUAUUCCAUGUUUACUGCUGUUUUGCUAAAUUUGUACAGUGUCAUCAUUGUCAAUCUUUUGCAUUGUGGUCUCCUGGUGGACUGGAGUGGAAAAGCUUGUUGUAGCCAUUGGUUGUUCCUACAUUAGCAGGCUGAUUUGCCAAAUCUCUCGUGGUCCAUAGACUUUGGUGGAAACACUGAUGAACAGGUGAGCAAGAACCUUUUGGGUUCCUUGAAAAAAGUUCCUGCAAGUUCCAGUUACUUCGGUUGCAACACGGCUCAUGUUUAGGUACUCCUGUGUGUGUAUAGGUUUAGAUUCUGCCAAGAUUACCAAGAUAGCUAGAGAGCCAGGAAGCUAUAGGCUCCUUCUCAAUCUUUGGGUAACUACACAGAUUAGAUGUUCAUAUCUUUCUUGUCUUAUUCUUGUUUUUUGUAGCAAGAGCACAUCUGCUUGUCUUUUCCAGUGGCCUUCAGUUUAAUAUUAGACGUAGUUAUACAGUUACCUUUUUCAAGUAAGAUUCAUCCACUGAGCUUGCAUCAUCCAUCAGGCAGAGAUGUGGGUUCAACAAUACAUAUUCUAAAUACAGGUUAUUCCAAAUGGUUUACUUUCUUUUUCCUCUCCACUGUAUUCAAGGUGCAAGUGGAGUCAGAUGACAUACUAACAUCUUAAGAGAGCGUCCCUCUAUGUGACACAAACAGUUGUGUGGCCCUCAGCCAUUUCUGGGAUGUUGAUGUGUAGUGUCACUUCUGUAACUCAGCUAAUGAGUUUAUUUCUGCCUCCAGAGCUGCUCUGCCUCUGAGCCAUGUUUGUAUGACAGUUUGGCCCAUAAUUAUAUGCAGCUCCAUGUAAAUGUGAUGUGUCUGGGUCUUUAGCCUCAACUCCAGAGGCUGGAGCUUGGAAAGAGGAAGAUUCAACCACCAGACAACUAGUUUUGACCCCGCAUUGAAAGGUAAUGCAGAGACUGCCGUGAAAGAUGUAGAACAUUUACAAUCAAAAUAACAUGAAGUCCUGUUUAAUUGAACAAAACAGAGUAAUGUUUAACUUUAGAUUGAGUGUUGUGGUGUGUGUGUUUUGGCUGUAAUCUUCUGUUAUCUCACAGUCAAUCAGCUCCGUCCCAUAGUAUGUUGCCAAGCUUAAUGAAGGUAAUGAAGCCCUAAAUGACAACACAUUGGAGCUAUAUGGGAUCUAAGAGAAAAAACAACUACAUGCUGUCAUACGCCUGUUCAGCUACAACAAAAGGUCUGAAGUGACUUAACCACAAAAUACACAUAAAUACAUACAGGAAAUAAUUUUUAGGAACUAUUUUGUAUCAUAACUGGCUCUCAAUAAAGGGCCUAGGAUGUCAGCUACAACACUUUAAGUGUCAUUUGUCUAACAGUAGGCCAUCCUCAAUAAAGACGAUGAGAGAUAAAGCGACCAUUAAUCUAAGCUCCUGACGUCUAAGAACCGCUCUGUACGGUUAUAAAUAGAAACACUGCACUGAUAUGAGGAACCUGUUUGAGCUUGUUUCUUGUCUGAGUGAGGUGCCUUUGAACACCAUUCUCUAAGGGUAGGAAUACAUUAUUAGUACUGUGCAAAUUGUAAAUGCUUUGAAUUUUCUAUUUCUGAAAAAAUACAGAAUCCGUGUUUUGAUAUUGUCAA
This is a messenger RNA of Pleuronectes platessa (European plaice), 4563 nucleotides long. Its product is annotated as RING finger protein 122. NCBI's taxonomy places the organism in Eukaryota, Metazoa, Chordata, Actinopteri, Pleuronectiformes, Pleuronectidae. Gene Ontology annotation, cellular component: endomembrane system. Gene Ontology annotation, molecular function: ubiquitin protein ligase activity. The record is from RefSeq and is a predicted model, not a curated record. The transcript has 6 exons. Gene Ontology annotation, biological process: protein ubiquitination. Bases 885 to 1355 code for a protein of 156 amino acids.